AUGGGACGAAUCAGCGACAACUUCACCGUUCUCACUCUUGCCCUCGCCAUCGGGAUAUAUUUCAAGCCGGAGUAUGCGAUUUUCAACUCCAGGAUUGCGACGAUCGUCGUCCUUUUCGGAAUCCUCACCACGUCGAAAAUUUUCUAUCGGCUUAUAUUGUAUCCCGACUACUUCUCUCCAUUGAAACACAUUGACACACCUGCUAAACGAAGCUGGCUCACCGGCAAUUCUCCAAAUUUCUUACUUGACACCCCCUAUCCGGAAUUACGGGAGUGGGCCACUAGCAAGCCCAAUCAAGAUCUUAUCCGGUACUAUAUUGUCGCAAACCUCGAAAGAGUGAUUUUGACAAGCCCAAGAGCAUUGGGUGAGCUGCUCGUUACGAAAAAUUAUGAUUUUGAAAAACCAGAAUUGGUGCGGGUUAGCUUGCGACGUAUCACAGGUGAUGGAAUCCUACUUGCCGAAGGUGAAGAGCAUAAGAUUCAACGGAAGAAUCUCAUGCCAGCAUUUGCCUAUCGCCACAUCAAGAACCUCUACCCAGUCUUUUGGGGCAAGAGUGUAGAAAUGGUUAAGUUGAUCGAGGAAGACCUGAAGAGCAGAAAGGCCAAUGGGAAUAACGACAACACAGUCCAAAUCAGUAACUGGGCCAGUCGAGCAACUCUGGACAUCAUCGGCGUCGCCGGUAUGGACCAUGACUUCGACUCUCUCCGUCAUCCCGAUAACAGCCUCAGCCAAUCCUACCGCAAAAUCAUGUCCUCGCCACCCCUCCUCAUGAAAAUCCUAUUCGUGUUAGGUAUGCUAGUCGGUACCCCGGGAUGGACCCACUCACUACCGACGAAACGCAACAAAGACAUCAGGGAGAGCGGCGAGGUCAUCCGCAACGUCGCACGACAAAUGAUCCGGCAGAAGAAAGCAAAGAUGGAAGAUCCCAAAGCCGAAACUGGCAUUGACAUUAUCUCCGUUGCACUAAGCAGCGGCACCUUCGACGAAGAGAACCUCGUCGACCAAUCCAUGACCUUCCUAGGCGCAGGCCACGAGACAACCGCGUCGGCACUACAGUGGGCCGUUUACGCACUCUGCAAGAAUCCCAAUGUCCAAACUCGUCUGCGGGAUGAAGUCCGCGCCAACCUUCCAUCCCUCGACGACCCGACUCCAAUUUCCGCCACCGCAAUCGAUAACCUGCCCUACCUGAACGCAGUGUGCAACGAGGUCCUCCGCUUCUACCCCUCUGUGCCGACGACCAUACGCAAGGCUGUUCGCGACACAUCUAUUGCCGGCAAGCAUAUCCCCAAAGAUACUACAUUUACACUUUCUCCGCACAUCCUGAACAGGAUGGAAGAGUUGUGGGGACCGGACGCGAAUAAGUUCAAUCCGGAUCGUUUUAUGGGUCCCGGUAAGGCUAAUACUGGCGGUGCGGUUAAUAACUAUGCGUUUUUGACUUUCUUGCAUGGCCCGCGUAGUUGCAUUGGGCAGGGAUUUGCGAAGGCAGAGCUUGCUUGCUUGAUUGCUGCUACUGUUGGUCGGUUUCACAUGGAGCUCAAGUUUCCUGAUGCUAAGUUGGAGACUCGGGAGGCGGCUACUGUUUCACCUAGAGAUGGUGUUCUUGCCUUGCUUACCCCAUUGGAAGGGUGGUAG
This is a messenger RNA of Penicillium vulpinum, 1632 nucleotides long. Its product is annotated as cytochrome P450. The transcript is spliced from 3 exons. Lineage: Eukaryota; Fungi; Ascomycota; Eurotiomycetes; Eurotiales; Aspergillaceae. Bases 1 to 1632 code for a protein of 543 amino acids. Gene Ontology annotation, molecular function: iron ion binding; monooxygenase activity; heme binding. The record is from RefSeq and is a predicted model, not a curated record.